AAAGAAAAAGAUCAAAAUGAUCCAGGCCGAGGUGUAGAUGCAUGCAAAUGGGAACUUGUAUUAGACGAAUAGUAAAAAGUAAGUGCUUGAUAACUUAAACAGGGUUUAGGGUAAUCAGCCGGUGCUCUGGUUGCGGCGCGUGAAGCUUUAGCAUCGACCGGUAUAAGACUUUCGGUGUGCUUGUCGGGUUUUGUUCAGUGGCCGAAAUUCCCAGUCCCACCCAAUAGGCAUGAUAUACGGCCCGGGGAAUUUGUAUCGCGGGCGGGGUACAAGCAUCACUGUUAGCCGCCUCUACUAGAAUAGUACGCGUGGUCGAGCUCUAGUUCAUGAAAAAGUCGGCUGCACUCUUAAAGUUCCGACACGCCAAACCCCAUGCUAUGCUAUAAAACUAUCUGAUCUGAUCUGACUCCUUACUUCAAGCAGCGACCGAGUAGUAGAAAUAUUAGUAUUACGAAAAAGAAGUGGCGAUGAGAGUGAGCUUUUUUCAUUUGUGGUGAUAGGGGCUUCAUCUACAAGGUCACGUCAUUUCCUAUUUGUUUGCUCUAUUUUCAGUCUGUCACUGUCACCUUGACACAAGCUCCAACAAGAAUCCCCGCUUGAUGUUUAAAAGCUUCAUAAACAACAAAAACAAAAUGUCUUCCUCUUCUAUGGUGUUCUCAAUUAUUACAUUCUCAGCUGUUGCAUGCAUUUGCGAUGCAACAGUGGCAAAAGUGAAAGGAAGGACCUUGCGCGUCUUGCAUGACAGAUUUGGCGCAGAUUCUCAGCCUGUUUGGCCGUCUGAGAAUUUGUCAUGCGAAGCGGCUUGAUGGCGUCGAUAGUCAAGGCAAUUCUGCAUGACAGAUCAUGCAACGCUUGAGAAUGUAACAGUUGAGAACGCCAUAUCUUCCAUCCACUACAACGCCGCCCUGGCGCAGGCGGCCCGGACCCAAUGGUUUCGGAACCGGAAGUAUCAAAUGCAAAAAGGUCGUCUGGGUCGACGUCUGGAUCUGAUGCAAAAUAAAUCUGUGUUGCAUGAUUAGCAAAAGUUGUCCAGUGCUGGCAGUUUCUCAUGCCGGACGAGAAGCAUGAUACAGAUCUGCACAAUGCAGAAUCUGUCAUGUUAGACCCUGUAUGCCAAAAAUAAUCUGUAUGGGCCAUUAUUAUACGACAACAAGAAACCACCUUGCAUGCUAGCUUUGCACCCUACUUGUUCCAGAGAACCACCUCCAGACAUAUUAUUGCAUUCGAUAGGAAAGAUAUCCCGAUCGGCACCGAGGCCGUUACCCGGAGUAACAAAAAUCCGGAUCAGGACAAGAAGAUGAAUAAAGAGCUGAACAUAUCCCGAGUAAAAACGUCCCCACACCAGAGUCAAGAUGGGAAAUUUGCUAGACAAAUCAGCCAGCUUUGGUUGUUUCGCAUGACAGAUUUUUCCUCGUAGUGUGAUUCUGUUUAGGUAGUUCAGAAGCAUCACAGAUCUAGCACAUCAUGCUGAUUAUAGCAUCACAAAUCCCACAACACAGCUAGAAAGUGCCUCUCAUGGCGCUCCGCAUGAGAAACUUUUUUGGCAUGCGUAUUUGCAUGAGAACUCUGGGGUGGGGACGCUUUUGCAAAGGAUAGAACAACCUUCCGCAGGUGACCAUGGACGCGGAGGAAGUGUACGCGAAGACGCCGGGCGCGCGGAUCAUAUCCUGUGCAAAAGUAUCGCAGUCGUAGUAAUUAUCGCAGUCAUGCAUUACAAAUCUCCUUCUUAACCUAACAAAAUCCGCAUUACAAAUUCCAUUUCUCAUGCUGGGGGGAUUUGUCAUGCGAUUUCUACGUACUAGUGCGAUACUUGUGCACUGCAUAGAUCAAGUGGAUUGACAAGUGUUUGAAACUCGCGAGUUUAGACCGGUUGAACCUGCAGGAUGCCUUCUACCACAUCGUCGUCCACCGCUCUUUCCUGCAAAACUGCAACGAGCCGCAGGAGAAGGCGAUCUUGCUGAAACUUCUGCGCAACGUGAAGUAUUUCUCGGCGAAACAGGCGUCUUUUUUACAAUCCGAACAGUUCAAGUUGUACAGUUUACACGGGGAAAUUUGGGAGGAGGAACAGCGGGGGAAGAUGAAAAAAGAUAAUACUGGAAAAAGUAUUAAAAUUAAACGCUGUAAUAGUGAUUCGGAGAAUUCCUCGGAUGAAGACAGCUCGGCGGAGAACUACGACGACUCGGACUCAUCCGUAGAUAAUCAACGUGGUAGAACUGCAAAGAAGCGCGGCCAGCACCAGCUGAACAAGAACACAAAUGAGAAAAAAACUACGAACGACCGCCGCAGGGAACGCAGUGAAUCUUCUGAUGUGGUGAAUAACCGAAGCGACAGCAGUGUAGAUAGUCGGCGAAGUAGUGGUGCGGGCCGUGGAACGAAGCAUCGGUCUGGACGGGAUCAUGGCGGCAGGAACGACAGCCGGGGGAAUGAUAAAAAAUCUCGCCGAGAUGUGGAGAGAGAACAUCGCGGUGGCGGGCGUGGUCGAAGCAGAAGCCGGAGCCGGGGAAAUAACAGGGGACACAACUCGAGAGACGAUCGAGGCGGACGACGGGACAAGAACAAACGGCAAGAGGACGAUUCCCGGCGACACAACAGACGACGAUAGAUUGAUACAAGGGUCUUCUAUUUCUGAUGAUUUCUUAGAUGGUGGUGAUGGAGGUGCUCCUCUAAUGGCUCCAUCAUGUGACUUUUCGCCACGACCCAAGCUGUUCUAUCGACGGACACACAGAACACAUAAGAUAAAACCCGAACGACAUUCGACAUCACAGAAAGGAUGAAAAUGGAACUCGUCUGAAUUUUUUCACCCACGAUAUUUGUCUCAUGAUGUUGGAGAACAAAGACUUAAUAAAAGAAACACCGACCAUCAGAUCACCUUGACAACAUUGCGUAUCACUUCAACACCGAG
Molecule: messenger RNA, 2902 nt
Organism: Amoebophrya sp. A120
Lineage: Eukaryota; Dinophyceae; Syndiniales; Amoebophryaceae
Source: the annotation of a GenBank genome assembly